Sinocyclocheilus grahami is the source of this 3150-nucleotide messenger RNA. RefSeq names its product serine/threonine-protein kinase tousled-like 1-B. The transcript has 21 exons. Gene Ontology annotation, cellular component: nucleus. Gene Ontology annotation, biological process: peptidyl-serine phosphorylation; intracellular signal transduction; chromosome segregation. The coding region runs from base 217 to 2382 and encodes 721 amino acids. The record is from RefSeq and is a predicted model, not a curated record. NCBI's taxonomy places the organism in Eukaryota, Metazoa, Chordata, Actinopteri, Cypriniformes, Cyprinidae. Gene Ontology annotation, molecular function: protein serine/threonine kinase activity; ATP binding.
GUCACGCAUCGGCUACACACACACACACACACACACACACACACACACACUGAGAGUGAGUGAGGAUCUCUGUGCGCAGUGCGGAGCUGAAAACAUGAGCGGCUUUGCAUUGAUCAUCAGGGUCUGUGCAUGAUGCAUGAGACACACACAGGUGUGAUUUGACAGAGAUCAUGCGUGCGAUGCGCUCGAGCGUCUCUUCGCGGGGAAAGUGUCUUCAUGAGUGUCCAAAGUAACAGCAACAGCACUGGAAGUUUGGACGGAGCGCCAUCUUGCUCUCAGUUCUCGACUGGAUCUCCGACCCCGGGCUCGGUUUCUCCGCUCGAUAUCUGCGCUCCGCGGAGCCGUAAAGAAGGUAUGGAUGAACUGCAUUCUCUGGAUCCACGCCGGCAGGAGCUUUUGGAGGCACGUUUCAUCGGAGCAGUUAGUGGAAAUACAGGAGGAAGCACGGGGAGCGCGAGUGGAGGACCUAAAGGUUUGAACAAUAACGAAUGUUCCAGUCACAGUUUUGGCAGCCUGGGAUCAUCUAGUGACAAGGAGUCUGAGAGCUCUGACAUAAAGAAAGGAGGAUCGCCUGCGUAUUCAACUCCAGAGAAGAAGCACUCCGAGUCAUCCAGAGGAAGAAAGAGGAAGGUUGACAACCAAUCAGAGAGCAGCCAAGGAAAGUCUUCCGGCCGAGGGCCCAAGAUCAGCGAUUAUUUUGAUUUCCAGGGAGGAAACGGAUCAAGUCCAGUCAGGGGCCUUCCUCCGGUCCUGCGCUCACCACAGAACUCUCACUCUGCACCCGGCUCUAUCGAAACUAUCGGACAUCAAGAUAAACCAAAUAAAAAUGCGAACUGUGACCUCCGCAGACAGAUAGAUGAGCAGCAGAAGCUGCUGGAACGUUUCAAGGAGCGUCUGAACAAAUGCACUACGAUGAGUAAAAAACUGCUCAUUGAGAAGAGCACUCAAGAGAAGCAGUCCUGCCGUGAGAAGAGCAUGCAGGACCGGCUACGUCUGGGGCAUUUCACCACAGUCCGGCACGGAGCGUCUUACACGGAACAGUGGACAGAUGGAUAUGCCUUCCAGAACCUGGUCAAGCAGCAGGAGUGGAUAAACCAGCAGAGGGAAGAGAUCGAGAGGCAGCGGAAACUUCUAGCGAAGCGCAAACCUCCCAGCACACCCUUCUCCCAGAGCCCAACCCCCAAUGAGUCCAAACAGAGAAAGACCAAAGCCGUCAAUGGAGCCGACAACGACCCGUUCCUCAAACCCAGCCUGCCUACACUGCUGACUUUGACGGAGUAUCACGAGCAGGAAGAAAUCUUCAAACUGAGACUGGGUCAUCUCAAAAAGGAGGAAGCAGAGAUCCAGGUAGAGUUGGAGCGGUUGGAGCGUGUGAGGAAUCUGCACAUUCGAGAACUUAAAAGAAUCAACAAUGAGGACAGUUCUCAGUUUAAAGACCAUCCAACCCUAAAUGAAAGGUAUCUUCUCUUACACUUAUUGGGAAGAGGAGGUUUCAGUGAAGUUUAUAAGGCAUUUGACCUGUUUGAGCAGCGAUAUGCUGCUGUGAAGAUCCACCAGCUCAACAAGAACUGGAGAGAGGAGAAGAAGGAGAACUACCACAAACAUGCCUGUAGGGAAUAUAGAAUCCACAAGCAACUGGACCAUCCCAGAAUAGUCAAACUCUACGACUACUUUUCCCUGGACACUGACACAUUCUGCACUGUUCUCGAGUUCUGUGAGGGGAAUGAUCUCGAUUUCUAUCUGAAACAACACAAGCUGAUGUCUGAGAAAGAGGCUCGCUCCAUCGUCAUGCAGAUAGUCAACGCCCUCCGAUACCUCAAUGAGAUCAAACCGCCCAUCAUCCACUACGACCUGAAACCAGGUGAAAUCCUGUUGGUGGAUGGAACGGCAUGUGGGGAGAUAAAGAUCACAGACUUUGGCCUGUCUAAAAUCAUGGAUGACGACAGCUAUGGAGUGGACGGGAUGGACCUGACAUCGCAGGGAGCCGGAACCUACUGGUAUCUGCCACCAGAGUGUUUUGUCGUUGGUAAAGAACCUCCAAAGAUCUCUAAUAAAGUAGACGUGUGGUCUGUGGGCGUUAUUUUCUUCCAGUGCCUGUAUGGACGAAAGCCGUUUGGCCACAAUCAAUCCCAGCAAGACAUCCUUCAAGAGAACACCAUCCUGAAAGCCACCGAGGUGCAGUUUCCUGCCAAACCUGUGGCGAGCAAUGAGGCCAAGGCGUUUAUCCGCCGCUGUCUGGCUUACAGGAAGGAGGAUCGCUUUGACGUCCACCAGCUGGGCAGCGACUCGUACCUUCUUCCUCACAUGAGACGAUCCAAUUCAUCGGGGAACUUGCAGGCCAUGCCCGCAAGCCCCGCCUCUUCAGGAAUCAUCUCCUACUGAUUGGCUGAUCGAUCUUGAUUGACGGUUCUGAUGGCGAGUACCCUCCCUUCAUCACCUCGGGGUGGACAGGAAGGGGGAGGAGCUAUACAUGUCAGCUGUAGGACACGCCCACAGCGGCCACAGUGACUGCCAUUGAUACUGGGGCAGGAAUGGCUGAUGUCAUUUCCUGUGUGGAUCCAGAUGUCAGUCAGAGCUAGAACCUUUUGAAAAUGGAUAUUUGUUUUUUACCCAAGGCAUUUUGUGGAGUAGAUUUGGGAGGGUUGCGCUAACGUUUUAGCUACUUGUUGAUAUCCUCCCUGAGCUACACCUCUGUAAUGGGGUGUUUUGUUUUGUGUAAGUGUGAAAUUUAGAGACAAUUAAUUGUAGUGUGAUUGGAAAUAGAAGAAUGAGUGUUUUAAUGUGACACAACCGUGUCUGUAAGAGAAAUUGUGUGUGCGCGCGCGCGCCUGUAAAUGGAUGUUUUACGCCACAGCGUUAUAUGUUUGCUGUUCAUAACAUACAUGUGUUGGGCACAGAUUGCAAACAGUGGCACAGUGAUUGACAAGAUUGGGCACAGUGUUACAAAAAUGCUGUGUCUAUUUUACUUCAAAGUAACAUCUAUGAAAAAUGUCAGUUUGUUUAAAUAGGCUUAAUAUUUGCAAAAUGUGGAUCGGUGAAUCUCACCAAAAAUGUCCAGGUCACAUUUCACCCCAAAAUCAAGGGGGAAAAAAGUUACUUGAUUUCCGUGAAAGAAAUGGAAGUGUUUUUUUUUUUUACUUGAAAUGUUCA